GAGGAAGCGGGGCGGGGGGCCGAGGCGGGGGCCGGGACGACGGCUGGGGCGCUGGGGUCGCCAGCUCCUCGCCCACCUCCCUCCCUGUGGGAGAAGAGGAGGAGGGGAAGUGACUGCGGAGUUGAUGAACUUUGCACAUCCAGAAACGCCAUUUUGAUUCCUUUUCCGGAACAAGUUUGCAUCUCUCCUCGUUCUCUCCCCGAAGCCGACCGGUCCCCACUGCAUCAUGCCUGGGAGCCAAGCGCCCUGCCGGGCUGUUGCUCCAAUCUGCUCCAGAGGCGGUGGCUUUGAGGUGUGACCCUGCCCACGCUUGGGCCCAGCCAGCACUAGCUCCUCAGUCAGGAGGGCCAGCUUUUUAAGACGAAGGAAACAGUGUCAGCAAGUGUUACCAAGAGAAGAAAAAAAAAGAAGUGAACCAGCCUCACUUCCUGCUCCCCGUGGAUGAUAGCUGUAGCAGGGGAAGGUCUCGCAGGCUGUCGGUUGGGGCAGAGAAUGGAGUUCUGUGGCCGAGGCUUCCUGGAAGCUUAAACCAUUGUCCCAAUGACGUCAAGUUCGCCCGUUGGCUUGGAAGGUUCAGACUUGUCUUCCAUCAACACCAUGAUGUCAGCGGUAAUGAGCGUAGGGAAGGUUGCGGAGAAUGGCGGGAGCCCCCAGAGCAUCAAGUCCCCCGCGAAGCCUCCAGGACCAAAUCGGAUUGGCCGAAGGAACCAGGAAACAAAAGAGGAAAAGUCUUCCUACAACUGCCCUCUGUGUGAGAAGAUUUGCACUACACAGCAUCAGUUAACUAUGCACAUCCGCCAGCAUAACACGGACACUGGAGGGGCAGACCAUUCAUGUAGCAUCUGCGGGAAGUCGCUGAGCUCGGCCAGCUCCCUGGACCGCCACAUGCUGGUGCACUCUGGAGAGAGGCCUUACAAGUGCACUGUGUGUGGGCAGUCUUUUACCACCAACGGGAACAUGCACAGACACAUGAAGAUUCACGAGAAGGACCCCAGCAGCACUACCGCUGCAGCCCCUCCGUCCCCACUGAAGCGCAGGCGGCUGUCCUCCAAAAGGAAACUGAGUCACGACGCGGAGUCGGAGAAGGAAGACCCAGCGCCUGCUAAAAAGAUGGUAGAAGACGGGCAGUCGGGUGACGGGGAGAACAAAGCUGAUGAAGUGUUUCACUGCCCACUGUGUUUCAAGGAGUUCGUGUGCAAGUACGGGCUGGAGACCCACAUAGAGACCCACUCAGAUAACCCGCUAAGGUGUGACAUUUGCUGUGUCACCUUUCGAACACAUCGAGGGCUGCUCCGCCACAACGCACUUGUCCACAAGCAGCUUCCCAGGGACGCAGUGGGGAGGCCUUUCAUCCAGAACAACCCCUCCAUCCCUGCCGGCUUCCACGACCUGGGCUUCACCGACUUCUCCUGCAGGAAGUUUCCUCGAAUUUCUCAGGCCUGGUGUGAGACGAACCUGCGCAGGUGCAUCAGCGAGCAGCACCGUUAUGUCUGCGACACGUGUGACAAGGCCUUCCCUAUGCUCUCCUCGCUCGCCCUGCACAAGCAGACCCACGGCGCUGCCGACCAGGGACGGGAGAGGCUGCAAGCCAGGGCCCCGCCCGGCGACGCCCUGGACCAGAAGGUCUUCCUGGCCUUGCUGGGCCUGCAGCACACCACCGACGCCAGGCCGGCCCCAGCCGAGGAGCCACUGCCGGAUGACAACCAAGCAAUACAGCUCCAGACACUCAAGUGUCAGCUACCUCAGGACCCCGGCUGCGCCAGCUUGCUGAGUCUGUCUCCUUUUGAAGCUGCUUCCCUGGGCGGUUCUCUCACCGUCCUCCCGGCCACCAAGGAGAGCAUGAAGCAUCUGUCCCUGCAGCCCUUCCAGAAGGGCUUCCUCAUCCAGCCUGACAGCAGUAUUGUGGUCAAGCCCAUCUCCGGGGAGUCGGCCAUCGAGCUGGCAGACAUCCAACAGAUCCUGAAGAUGGCGGCCUCCGCCCCUCCUCAGAUCAGUCUUCCGCCUCUGUCCAAGGCCCCCGCUGCCCCUCUGCAGGCCAUCUUCAAACACAUGCCCCCCCUGAAGCCAAAGCCCCUGGUCACCCCGCGUACGGUGGUGGCCACCUCCACACCCCCGCCCCUGGUCAACGCGCAGCAGGCCUCGCCGGGCUGCAUCAGCCCCAGCCUGCCGCCGCCACCGCUGAAGCUGCUCAAGGGCUCAGUGGAGGCGGCCUCCAACGCCCACCUGCUGCAGUCCAAGUCCGGGGCCGCGCCGAACGCUGCUGCCCCACUCUUCCUGCAGCAGCCGCGUGCCGAGCUGCCAGGCCAGGCCGAGAUGAAGACGCAGCUGGAGCAGGACAGCAUCAUCGAGGCCCUGCUACCCCUGAGCAUGGAGGCCAAGGUCAAACAGGAGAUCACGGAGGGGGACCUCAAGGCCAUCAUGACCGGGCCCGGCGGCAAGAAGACGCCCGCCAUGCGCAAGGUGCUCUACCCCUGCCGCUUCUGCAACCAGGUGUUUGCCUUCUCGGGGGUGCUGCGCGCGCACGUGCGCUCCCACCUGGGCAUCUCGCCCUACCAGUGCAACAUCUGCGACUACAUCGCCGCCGACAAGGCGGCGCUCAUCCGCCACCUGCGCACACACAGUGGCGAGCGACCCUACAUCUGCAAGAUCUGCCACUACCCCUUCACGGUCAAGGCCAACUGCGAGCGGCACCUGCGCAAGAAGCACCUCAAGGCCACGCGCAAGGACAUCGAGAAGAACAUCGAGUACGUGACCAGCAGCGCGGCCGAGAUGGUGGACGCCUUCUGCUCCCCUGACACGGUGUGCCGGCUCUGCGGCGAGGACCUGAAGCACUACCGUGCGCUCCGCAUCCACAUGCGCGCGCACUGCGGCCGCGGCCUGGGCGGCUGCCCCAAGGCCCGCAAGCCCUUCGAGUGCAAGGAGUGCAACGCCGCCUUCUCGGCAAAGCGCAACUGCAUCCACCACGUCCUCAAGCAGCACCUGCACGUGCCCGAGCGCGACAUCGAGAGCUAUGUCCUGGCGGCCGAUGGCCUGGGCCCCGCCGACGGGUCUGCCGAGGCCCCGGGGAGGGCGGAGGAGGGCGGCGACGCCUUGGGCGAGCGCAAACCCCUGGCCACUUUCCUGGAGCCCCAGAACGGCUUUCUUCACGGAGGCCCCACCCAGCCUCUGCCCCACCACGUCGCGGUCAAGGUGGAACCCGCCAGCAACUUCACAGUGGACUUCAAUGAGCCCCUGGACUUUUCCCAGAAGGGCCUGGCCCUGGUCCAGGUGAAGCAGGAGAAUGUGGCCUCCUUCCUGAGCCCCUCGGCCUCGGCUCCUUACGACUGCUCCAUGGAGCCCAUCGACCUGUCCAUCCCCAAGAACUUCAGGAGGGGAGACCAGGAUGCGGCCACCCCUGGAUUAGCCAAGAAGCCUGAGCAGGAACCGGGGAGCAGCGAGCAGACCUCUCCCUGCCCACCAGCCUGCCCCACCCAGCCGGUGACCAUGGGGCCCAGCGGAGUCCUGGAAAAGUCUGAGGCCCCUGCAGCAGCCUCAGCAGCCAGCACUCUGGAAGCCCCGGCUCCAUCCCUGCAGGGCUCCGUUCAGCUGGCCGUUCCCAUCUACUCCUCAGCCCUGGUCAAUAGCUCCCCAGUCUUGGGCAACUCCACCCUCAUCAGCAGCCCAGCCUUGCUGCGGCCACUGCGCCCCAAGCCCCCACUGCUCUUGCCAAAGCCCCCCAUGACAGAAGAGCUGCCCCCGCUGGCCUCCAUCGCCCAGAUCAUCUCAUCCGUGUCCUCAGCCCCUACCUUGCUGAAAACCAAGGUGGCAGACCCAGGGCCUGCGAACACUGGCAGUAACACCACCGCUUCCGACAGCAUAGGGGCCACCAUCCCCAAAGCCACCACCGACACCACCAGCCCAAAAGAAUCCAGCGACCCACCCCCGGCUGCCAACAGCCCAGAGGCAGCCUCACCCACCGAGCAGGGACCAGCUGGCUUGUCAAAGAAGAGAGGCCGGAAAAGGGGGACGAGGAGCCGGCCACGUGGCAGUGGUGGGGUGGACCUAGACUCCAGUGGGGAGUUCGCCAGCAUCGAGAAGAUGCUGGCCACCACGGACACCAACAAGUUCAGUCCUUUUCUGCAGAGCGCAGAGGACGGCGCUCAGGAUGAGGUGGCUGCGGCCCCCGCAGACCACAACGGGCCCAGUGAUGAGGAGCAGGGCAGCCCGCCGGAAGACAAGCUGCUGCGGGCCAAGCGGAACUCCUACGCCAACUGCCUCCAGAAGAUCAGCUGCCCCCACUGCCCGCGGGUCUUCCCCUGGGCCAGCUCCCUGCAGAGGCACAUGCUCACACACACUGGUCAGAAACCCUUCCCUUGUCAAAAGUGCGGUGCCUUCUUUUCCACCAAAUCUAACUGUGAACGCCACCAGUUGCGCAAACACGGAGUUCCCGCCUGUUCCCUGAGAAGAAACGGGCUUAUCCCCCAGUCAAAAGAGAGUGAUGUUGGAGCCCAUGAUAGCACAGGAGAGAGGCCGUACAAAUGUCAGACCUGCGAGCGUACCUUCACCUUGAAGCACAGCCUGGUUCGCCACCAGCGAGUCCACCAGAAAGCCCGGCGCGCCGAACAGCCCGGGAAGGACAGCGACAGGGAGGAGCGGGGCGAGGAGGACAGCGGGAGCGAGUCCACCCACAGCGGCAACAACCCCCCGUCAGAGAGCGAGGCGGACUCGGCCCUGCUCGUCAGCAAUCGCAUGUCUGUCACCCGGAGCCGGAAGGAGAGUCUGGCCGCCAAGGAUGCCAGCCGCAGGGAGGAGAGGGCGGCGGGUCGGACAGCGGGUGCCGGCCAGAGCGAGGCCGGCAGGAGUGCUCCCAGGGCUGCUCCCAUGGGCAGCUCCAAGGAGCAGGCAUCUCAGGGUGACCCUGACCGGGAGAGCCCAGCGGCCCUCGGGCAGGACCUGCCGGAGCUGCCCAGCAAGCGGCCCGCCCCCCCCAUCCUCGCCACUGCCGACAGCGCCUCGCUUCUGGGCAUGGAAUGACAGCCCGCCCUGCCCCCAGCGCACAGACGAAAGCCAGCGGAGCAGAGUGUCCUGAACCGAUAUUUCACGAGGGGUCUUCAGUGCUUCAGCCGCCAGGGGAGAGAACGGAGGUCGUGGGGGAGCAGGGCGGGCUGCCUCGCUCAGUGCCAUAGCCUUACGGACCCGUGCAGAGGCGCAGCACGGACCAUUCGAGUGCCUUAACUACUUACAGUCCUUUGGUGUCGUCUUGGGUGUUGUGUUUUCCCCAAAUGACUUUUUAAAAAACAAAGCAAAUGUUUUAAUGAAUUAUCUGGAGAGGACCUUUUCAUUUAAGCAUUAACGUUACCUUCUGUCUUGGUGUGUGUGAGCUUGUUCUUGCAAAUCUGUGAUAGUAACGUUUGUUCUGUGAGCUGGAAGCAGAAGGAAAAAAAUGCCCUUGGAUACCCACGGCCAAUAACUGGAAGAAAGCGAUGUGAAUUUCAUGUAAAUUCCCGGAGGAAAUGUGGAUAAGAUGCUGAUUUCUCAAAUAGACUUCUUUUCUGUUUGCUACAUGGUGGAGCUGUAAUUUGGUCCUCGGUAUACUGCAGGAUGUGGUUGAUGAAGGUUUCCAAUUUGGUUCAGGCCAAAACCAGGAAAGAUUCUAGCUUCGACCUCAUGCAUGUUUCCACUCUCUCAGCGUUAGAUGUGUUAUUACUGUUCCAGUUUCAAGACAUCUGUUCCUAACUUACAGAGAAGAGUUACCCUGGCAACUGAACCGACGGAAAACAUGCAUAGAUGUCAUGUAUCUGCCCCCCUUCCCCCCCUUUCGGUAUAUGUAUUAAUAUUAUUAUUAUUAUUAUUAUUUGUAGUUCAUCAGUUUGCUGGUCUCUGCAGUCAGCAGAAACAAAUGGACAAUAUUUGUCCUGGGAGACCUGGGAUGGCCCCAGGUCCCCACAUGAGCGUCUGCCCGCAGCCCUCCUCGGCUCCAUCGGGCGAUAGCUCUUCUACUGUACUUACGAGAAGCCUUUCUUCCGCAACUGCAGAGCCCAGCAGGGGCCGUGCGGUCCCCCCACCCACCCGUGGGGCGGAGGGGCAGCCCGGGGAGGGGAGGCGAGGGUGCGAGCCGGGGCUUCUGGGGAAGCCAGGCAGAAGACCUGUCACUUGCUGGUCUUCCUGCCAAACCCAGCCCAGGCCUCACCCGCCUGUGCUCCUGUCCUUUGCAGAGCAAGGAAAUACUACUACUGGUAAUAAAACUGCACAUGCGAGAUUGAAGAAGAAAAACAGAUGUAUAUUUACCUUCCUGUGAUUCGGGGUUGGUGCUUGAAGAUAAACACGUUUCUAGUUUCUGAAAUCGCCUGAACCCCUGGGUGCACAGAGGCAGGAUUUUCUUUCAUGAGCAGUGUAUGCAGGCAAUAGACCCCCCUCACUGUAGCCGCCAGCAGUGAGAAGAGACAUGUCCUACUGUAGCUGGGCUGUGCUCAGCGUCCUGUCCUUCAGCCAGACCUCUGGGCUGCCCGAGCCGUCGUGUGGCGGGGCCUCCCGUGCUGCUGCGCCACACAGACCCUCGCUGCCCCUUGAGGGCUCUGCCCUUGACUGGCCCUCCUGGGACCCUCGCCUCUUCUGGUCCCCAGUGCCCCUCCUGCCCUUCCAUGUGUGCCCACCACAGAGACCCCCCUUUCUCUCCACUUCCUCCCCAGUUCCUGGUGGCCAAAAUCCAACUGCCCAGACUUCAAAGGAAGAUAUAUAUUCUUGACAUAAUGAAAAAGUGAUAUCUUUGCAUGUGAAAGGAAAAAGGUUGAGGUAUAUAUGACUUUUAACUGUAUUAGGGAUGUGUGACCCAGUUUCAAAACAAGGUUUUCUUUACUCUAGGUGAACACACGUCAGAACCAACGAGCCCCCCGUAUCACUUGAGACCAGGCUUGGUCCGCUCAGUUAAAACCAGCUCACGCAUCCCUCACUUCUUUACGGCGGCCGUCGCCAUUGUUUUCGUUGUUAAUUAUUAUUUGGGGUUUCUUGUGUUUUGUUUUCCUUUGCAGCUCUCCACACUAAAACUUGGAACGUUGUGGGGAGAAGCCGUGACUUAACUCUACGCUGGGGUGAGAUGUAGCAGGAACCAGCCCCCGCAGCACGGCCGGGGCUGCCGCUCGCAAUAAUCACUAUUGAUUUAAAGCUUUAUCUAGCCCUCAUCUGUACCCUCGUAGUCGAUAAGGUCUUGCCACGUUUUAUUAGUGAGGUUGAGAGAUGUAUCAUUUGUUUGUUCUGUCCCCUCCCCCAAUAUUAAACUGUGAAAUUUGUGAUUUGUUUAAACUCUGGGUGAAUCAUAGCUUAGUUUGCAUGUCCAGCUAAUUUGUUUCUAUACAUUUUGUUUGAUUCUCUUUCUCCUCUCAGGGCUUUUACAAAAAAUAUAUAUGUAUGGAUCUUCUGAAAAGUUUUUUGAGGUGCAAGUUUCUCUUUUGUUUUUCUCUUUGAUUUAUGGACACGAUGCUGAGAUUCAAUCACUACAUGAAACUCCCGGCUGUGAAAACAAAACAAAAAACCCAAAGGGCUGGUUUUUUUUUCCCACCAGCCCCCGGGGAAGCUACGUGACAGUCGGAUGCUGGUUUCAGAAAGAUUCACCGUUCUUUCCACCCUCUGUUCCUCUCUUUCCUCCAGAAGGAAGUUGAUCCUAGAGAUUUCAGCCCAUGCAUUAAACAGGAAACAAUAAUAAAUGUGUAGAAUUCAUAUUUUUCUAAAGGGAACUUAAAAACUGCUGCUACAUGUUAUGUACAAGACUGGUUUAUGCCACAUGAACAGAGAAUCACACGUUCGGUUUCGGUACUUUCGUUCCUCUUUGUAUUCAGUUGUAUAGUACUUCCAAAUUCAAAAUGAGAAGAAAACCUAUUCUGUAUCAAACCAUCUAAGCAAUAAAUGUUAUAUUUUAAAAACGGCA
Messenger RNA from Vicugna pacos (alpaca), 7900 nucleotides. The record is from RefSeq and is a predicted model, not a curated record. Lineage: Eukaryota; Metazoa; Chordata; Mammalia; Artiodactyla; Camelidae.